This is a messenger RNA of Coniophora puteana RWD-64-598 SS2, 502 nucleotides long. RefSeq lists its product as uncharacterized. The record is from RefSeq and is a predicted model, not a curated record. NCBI's taxonomy places the organism in Eukaryota, Fungi, Basidiomycota, Agaricomycetes, Boletales, Coniophoraceae. The coding region runs from base 49 to 411 and encodes 120 amino acids. Gene Ontology annotation, cellular component: cytosol; nucleus. Gene Ontology annotation, molecular function: DNA binding. The transcript has 4 exons.
GUCACCCUUACUCGUUGGUUCACAAGGUCGCACAGCAUAUCGGCGUCCAUGGACAACAUCCAGCUCCCUCAGGGCCUCUCACAACAACAAGGCGGACAGAACAAUGGCGAAGAGGAGUCCAAGCGCCGAGCCGAGGAUGAGAUGCGGAGAGAUAUGAUGGCAACCGUCCUGGACCCGGCCGCGCGCGAGCGACUGUCGCGCAUUGCGCUGGUCAGCCCCGAGCGGUCGCGGCAGGUCGAGACUAUCAUCGCGCGCAUGGCGCAGAGCGGGCAGCUGCGCGGGCGAGUGAGCGAAGAGCAGCUGAUCGAGCUUCUGGAUCAGAUGGAAAACUCGCAGUCCCAGGCGGCUGCGAAGAAGACCACUAUUGUAUAUCAAAGGAGGCGAGACUUUGAUGAUGACGAUGAUUUCUGAUAUCUACUGCUCUUGGUCCUCCUUAUAUUACUGCUUGCCUCACAUUGUAGCCUAGUAUCUCCCUCAUUUAUUGGAUCUUGCCAUAAAUAGC